GCACUAAAGGACAUAGUAGAUGACCUUUUACACCCCACCAACAGUUCAACUGGUGCUGUGGAGACAAAUGCAGAAACAUCAACACCAGAUCAUGCCCCAACCCCAUCUCUGGAGAUCAGCCAGUCCAAUGCAGCUCAAACAUUAAUAAAUACAGGCUCUAACAUCUCACAAGAAGAAGUCCUCAAAAUGAUUUCAGACUAUGAGAGGGUUAGUAAAACACUGAAAGACUUAGUGAAAACCCCUGCAAUACAACAAGCUCAAGAACUCCGCCCCCCACAAGGGAGUGCUAGACCUCCUCCCAGCCCAGUAGUUUCCCUCAGAGACCUACCU
This is a messenger RNA of Austrofundulus limnaeus, 330 nucleotides long. RefSeq lists its product as uncharacterized. Lineage: Eukaryota; Metazoa; Chordata; Actinopteri; Cyprinodontiformes; Rivulidae. The record is from RefSeq and is a predicted model, not a curated record.